UUUUAACGGAGACAGACAGACAAAAUGAGUCUGUGAUAUUGUUCUUAAUUUAGUGCUGAAUUUUCAAAUAAGCCUCAUUACAUCAUUAGGGGUAACAGUGGUGCUCUAUUCGUGUUUUUCGGUCUUUUUUUCAGUAUCAGUGCUGCUGUCAGCUGAGUAACUGUUUUCAGAUGUUCUUGAACUGGAUUUCAUAACGGGGCGGGACCAAAUCACUCCAAAACAGAAAGGUGGAGAAAGCAAACCUUUAAAGGAUUCUUAAACAUUUCGUAACAAUUAGCCUUAUUAGGGGUUCAGCAAAAUGGAAGUCGAACGGCAGAUCGAAUAUGGAGAAGAUCGGAAUCCCGGAGAAGUUUUGCACAUCCGCUUUCAGAAGAAUCCCAAUCAAAAACUCAAAUACCUGGAGGCUGAACCCAAAAUACUAGGGGUAACACAGAUUGCGUUGGCUGUCUUUUUCACAUUUACGGUUGUGGUCUUCUAUAUGAAUGGCAUGGUCAUGUAUACAGACUUAGCCAUGGCCACAGGUGAUGCUGCCUCCUUGAUUAUCAUUAUUGCUGGAAGCCUGGCAAUAGCUGCACAGAAUCUUCACCUCCCAACUCUAAAGGCCUGUUUAGGAAUGCAAGUGGUGGCCUGUACAGCCUCUGUGAUCUCCAUAUUCCUGCACUUCAGUAUUUUCCCUGCCAUAUUACAGUGUUGGGUGCAAGAACCAGAGCCCUCCCAAAAGACACCAUGCAAAAAUUUAGGCAUUGGCCUUGGAAAUUACCUAGGAUUACAAAAGCUUGUGAUGGCAGUCCAGAUUGCUCUUUCUGCCACUUUAGCUGCAUACUGCUGCAAGGUCAUUCAAUGCUGCUCUCCCGUGUCUAGUGUGCCAGUAAUCACGAUCGACGGACCUCCAGAUCCUCAGUGAAGACUGUUUCAGCGGAAAUGUUCCAGGAUGAGCCAGGGGCAAUAUGUAUCCACAUAUGUCUAUGUUGUAUCUACAGCUGUUUGUUCAGCAUGUGUAUCAGAAUUGAAUGAUCGGUUUUAGAUAUAUCUAUGAAUGACUGUGAAUUUAAACUCAAUAUUUUAUAUUACACACUCAGUUUAAUAACAUGUUUCUAUUAUUCCAUCACAUUUGAUCAUAUGAUUUCCAUUAACUUUUUAUAAAAAGUAUUUUAUAUUUUAUACCUAAAACAUAUAAAAAUGUAUUAAAUUUAAUCCAUUAAAUUUUCCAACAGACAGAUAAUAAUGACUGAGUUGUUAUUGCUCUAGUGAAGCCUUCUAUAAUCUAACUUAUGGGCACAACCAGUGUACACUCUGCGCUGCAGUGUGUAAUUGCGGUCCAACCCAUGGCACUGAACAGCUGUGCAAAAAUGAUAAUGACUGAGAACUGCUAUAAUAACAUCCCACCUUUUUUGCACAUAAAUUCUGUCGAACUACUCAUUUAAACAGAGCGAUGUUGAAAAUGCUACUGAGCUGCAUUUUUUACACUUUUCAAGGAAUUCGGCUACUAUUCACUGCAGCAAUAAUCUUCCUCACUGUUUAUAGAUCUUUCAAAUGGCCAUCUGUUUCCAUCCUGAUUAAACAUGCAAAUAAUAAAAUGUGUGAGUAAUCACCAACAAGGAUAGGGGAAAAAUAAUGCCUCACAAACACUACUAAAACAAAGUACACUGAUUUAUUGUUCAAUAAAUACAUCUACACAUGAUCUCACAUACAAAAUAACUGCAUUUACAUUUAUUUAAAACAACCACAGUUGUUUAAAAACACACACUGCCCAGUCAUUACUCUUGCCGUGACUGAGCUUACACAUGAUGUUCAAACAUGCAUUACUGCUUAAUUAAAAUGUUUUAUAUCUUAUUUUAAAA
Labeo rohita (rohu) is the source of this 1841-nucleotide messenger RNA. RefSeq lists its product as uncharacterized. The transcript is spliced from 7 exons. Bases 299 to 904 code for a protein of 201 amino acids. The record is from RefSeq and is a predicted model, not a curated record. NCBI's taxonomy places the organism in Eukaryota, Metazoa, Chordata, Actinopteri, Cypriniformes, Cyprinidae.